AUGUAUUCCAUCACGACCUUUUCAAUUUUCAUCAUCAUAUCGGCCAUUGUCAUUGCAUUCACGCAUCAUUCGGUGCAUGUUUCGGCAACUCUGAAAUUGCCCAAUCAUGACUCUCCCUCUACACCACGCUCCUCUCCUGAUCUCAACAAAAUAAUUCAACUCGUGAACAAACUGACUCUUGAUAUUUCUAACGAACAAUCUCAGAAAGAUUUACCAUUUCGAUCCUUUCCAAUUCAAUUUGCAGAACAACAAGGCUUAUUUAAAUCUUAUAUUCAUAUGAAUAAUGCUGGAUCAGAUUUAAAAUCAACACUCUUGAGAAGAUAUGCAAAAAUACCUGACUUGAAUAUGUUUGUUACAAAUUUUGUCGUUUUAGCUCAAAUUGAAUCUCAAUAUCUUAUUGAAAAUUCCAAAUAUAGAAAACAGUUAAGUGAUGUUUUGGAAAUGAGUUCAUUAGAUAUUGCCAUUCAAGCAAUUCUCUCCUAUCAUGACAAUAACUUUAAUGCAUCUGUGCCAGUGUACAACUUUUGGCCACAACGUUUAUUAUCCAAUUCAAAAUAUUAUCAAGCCUUUCCAGUCAACCUAGUGGAGCCAAUGACAGAAUUUGGUAGUAUUGAAAAGUAUUUAGAGGAAGUAUUGAAAGCUUUACAUUUAGAUGUGUUAUUAGAAGAUAUUGAAGAUUUGGCAGCUAGUUUUCAAUUUUUAGCACAAGCAUUUCACAUUCCUGCUGAUUAUGACGAUACAAGUUGCAAUUUGGCACUUGGUUCAAUGCUCUACAAAUACAUUCGUAACAAGAAUCCAAAUCUCUAUGACAAAUGGAAUUCCAAAAACUCAAACAUUCAUUCUCUUUUCAAUGUAUUUGAACAAUUCUCGUAUAGUCCAUCCAGUGCAAAACAAGUACCACCACCAUCAUUCAAUACCAUUUUGGAUUCUAGAAGUUAUUACAUUUUCCAUAACUUUUUAGAACAAAAUCCAAAUAUUCGAUUACCAAUGACUUGGUUGAUGAAUACCAAACAAGAUAGAGAUCGAUAUCCUGCUGUUGCUCAACCAUUCAACGUGAAUAAUAUUGAUUUGAGUGUAUUAACUAAUUUCCUAUUUGGAAUUUCAUCUCAUGCCAUCCAUAGAAAUGAGUUUGAAUUGAAUAAUCAUCCCAUGAUUCAACAAAUGAUGUUAAACGCAUCUGAAAUUAUUAGAUAUGCACUCAUGAAUGAUAUUGAAAUGGAUAGACCUGAUUUAUCUUUGGUGUAUUAUCCAAGUGUUUAUGAUUUUUAUUGGUUCAUUUCAAGAACUAGUUUUCUUUUGAGGAACUCUCAAUAUUCGAGUAAUAAUGUAUUGAGCACCAUUUCAAACACUUUAUACAAGUCAUUGACUACCUAUGUCACUCCAAAGAUUAUCAAGUUGGCACAGAGCACAUCGAAUGGCAAUGAAUACUAUUGGGAUGACUUUUUAGGUGAUUUUAAAGAUAAGAAAUAUGGUGAAGAUCGAUUAUUUUCAACAUCAUUGGCACUCUCAGCCCUCUUAGAUACAUGGACAGAUGAAUAUAGUAGUAGUAGUAAUAAUAAUAAUGAGAAUGGUAUCAAACAACGUAGAUUCAACCCAAACACUCCCACUCAUGUAAAAACUCUCAUUUCAGGAGGUAUUAUAUAUUUACAAGAAAAUUUGUUUGCUUUUUUGGCAAGUCAUGAGAAUGCAUUCUUCUCUGGCUCAGUGAAAGGUUCUAAUGACUACCCAUAUUGGUAUCCAAGUAAUUAUUGUGAAUAUUUGAAUGGUACUAAAAUAAGACCAGUGAAUCAAGAUGAUAUCACCAGUGAGUUGAUUGUUGGUGUUGAAGGAAUUAUUGAGCCAUCCAAAUUGUAUGAUCAAAUGCUGAAAGAGAAGUGGUUUAAUAUGACUGUUCCAACUCAAUUCCAUGGCUUUGCGAAUGAAGGUUUUCCAUUUUGGUCGAGUCCAGCAUUGACUUUUUCCAUGUCUCAAUUAGUAUUUUCUAAAUGGUUGAAUAUGAAUUGA
Messenger RNA from Naegleria lovaniensis, 2004 nucleotides. RefSeq lists its product as uncharacterized. The transcript has 2 exons. The record is from RefSeq and is a predicted model, not a curated record. Lineage: Eukaryota; Heterolobosea; Eutetramitea; Acrasida; Naegleriidae. The coding region runs from base 1 to 2004 and encodes 667 amino acids.